GCCUAUAAGGGGGAGUCAGGUGACGAGAAGGUGUCAUGGCGUCUGAUAACGAGUACUGGUUGGUUGCUGUUCCAGGCGGGAAGAGCCCAGAGAGAGAAUGGAAUGCUAUUUCAGAGAAGCUCAAACCUAUUUCUUCAUGUUUUAAGUUCUCUAUACCAGACCUAAAGAUUGGUACACUCAACUCUCUUGUAGAUUUAUCAGACACGUUGAAUAGACUUGACACAUUUGUCGAAGGGGUCGUAAGGAAAAUGGCGCAUUACAUGUCUGAUAUUAUUGAUCCAGAAGACAGGGACAAACUCCACGAGAACCUGCUGGUUGGUCCAGGGAAGCUCCCAAUGGAAAACUAUGUUGCACGGUUCAGUUGGGAUCAAGCCAAGUUCCCUUUGCGUCAGUCUCCUUCCGCUCUGGCUGAGAACAUUAGUAAAAUGGUGACACAGAUUGAUAAUGACUUGAAACAGAAAUCCUCAUCUUACAACACACUCAAGGGAAACCUCCAGAAUAUUGAGAGGAAAUCAGUUGGUAAUCUCAUGACUCGUUCUUUGAAUGGUUUAGUUGAUCCUAAGUUUCUUAUCACUAAAUCAGAAUAUUUGCAGACGCUCUGUGUUGUGGUACCAAAGGCAAUGUAUAAGGAGUGGCAGCAUUCUUAUGAGAGGCUAUCAGAUAUGGUUGUACCACGAUCAACUGAACUAGUUACCGAAGAUCAAGAAUAUGGACUCUUCACUGUCACCGUUUUCAAGAAAAUAGUCGACGAGUUCAAACUACAAGCGAGGGAGAAAAGGUUUGCUGUGAGGGAGUAUGAACAUGACCCUCAAGCUCUGGAAGCUGAGAGGAAAGAGAAGGAAAAACUUGAAAGAGACCUCAAGAGACAGUUUGGCCCACUGAUGAAUUGGCUUAAGGUCAAUUUCAGUCAAGUUUUCUCUGCUUGGCUUCAUCUCAAAGCAUUAAGAGUCUUCAGUGAAUCAAUACUGAGGUAUGGUCUAGAUAGUAAUUGUGUGUCUCUGGUUCUCAAGCCUCAUCGUAGAAGUGCUAAAUCAGUACAUCAGGCACUCAAUGAUAAAUACUAUCAUCUUGACAGCAUGCCACUGAAGGGAUCCAAGGGUGACGAUCACAUUGACAUACCUGGUCUAGGCCUCAACCAAGCUGAGUAUUAUCCUUAUGUUUUCUUCAAAAUGAACCUUAACGUCUUAGAGAAAUAGAGUGAGGGGGAACAUAGAUCGAUCAUCAUCCCUUUAUUAUUAUUAUUAUUAUUGUUAUUAUUUGUUAUUAUUAUCAUUAUUAUUAAUUUUUGAUGUUUUGUGCUGUUUUUUUCCAUAGUUUGUCAUUAUAGCCCAAUAGUGUUGUACUUAUGUGUUUGUUCUGUGUGUUGCAACUUUAUAAAUGUAUUAUGAACUUGAAAGCAAUAACAAA
Amphimedon queenslandica is the source of this 1407-nucleotide messenger RNA. RefSeq names its product V-type proton ATPase subunit C 1-B-like. Gene Ontology annotation, molecular function: proton-transporting ATPase activity, rotational mechanism. The coding region runs from base 36 to 1196 and encodes 386 amino acids. Gene Ontology annotation, biological process: proton transmembrane transport. NCBI's taxonomy places the organism in Eukaryota, Metazoa, Porifera, Demospongiae, Haplosclerida, Niphatidae. The record is from RefSeq and is a predicted model, not a curated record. The transcript is spliced from 10 exons. Gene Ontology annotation, cellular component: vacuolar proton-transporting V-type ATPase, V1 domain; lysosomal membrane.